UAUUGUAAAAGAUGUUAUAUGAAUUUAUUUUAGGAAUAGUGAUUACCAACACCAAAUACCUAAACUCAGUUCAUAAAGUUUUAAAAAGGGAUAUUGUUAUGUUAUUGAACUGCUCACUUUCUCAUUGGGGUCUCAGCCACGACACAAAAAGCAAACCCGCUACAACUAUUCCUCUAUCAACUAACAACUACUGCAUCCUCUUCCCCUAACCCCCAUAUCUUUAUGACUUCAUAGUUUUUUCUUUUUUCUUUUCUUCUGAAAGUCAAUCUCUUACCUCUGUUGCAUUCCAUACUCAUCUCUUUAUGAUAUUUAUUAUUGGACCUUUUCCCUUUCCUUAUAUGUUGACCUUCUCGUUUCUCAAUAUCAGCUUAUCUCUUCUUCAUUCAACUAUCCCUCUUAAUUUUCUCAGAAUGGCAACUGAAGGUAUUUGACUAAAGUGUUGUGUUCUCAUUUUAGAGUCUCUUAUCUCUCAUUUUUCACCCUUUUCGAUGCUUUCUAGCAAUAUUCAUAUUCAUGCAGCACAUACCAACUCAUCUCCAACGCAUGCCUUGCCAUGCAACCAUCCAUCCCUUCCAUACUUCCAUCUUCACAUUUACACACAUCAAGAGAACCAUAAAAGCCUUACUUUUACACUGCCUUCAUCUACAUCACUAGGAAGAACAACUUUUGUUGCAACUUGAAACCAAACAAUCCUCACUCUCUGGCCAAGUUUGUGAGUGAUUGAAAGUUGCAAAAUAGAGCAACCCAAAUGCCACAAAUGAUGAAGUUUUCAACUUUUGCAAUUGUGUUCCUUUUGUGUUUUUCUUCUAUGCUACUAGUCCUUGGUCAGGUCAACUCAGACAGUGAGAGUACUUUGAGAGUGUUGUUGGAAGUGAAGAAGUCUUUUGUGGAAGACCCACAAAAUGUUCUGGGUGAUUGGUCAGAGGAUAACACAGACUAUUGCAGUUGGAGAGGGGUAUCAUGUGAAUUGAACUCAAACUCAAACACUUUAGAUAGUGACUCGGUGCAAGUAGUGGUGGCUCUCAACCUUUCUGACUCGUCACUCACCGGGUCAAUAUCACCUUCACUCGGUCGUUUGCAAAACCUGCUCCACCUUGAUCUCUCCUCCAACAGCCUCAUGGGUCCAAUUCCACCUAAUCUCUCCAACCUCACUUCAUUGGAAUCUUUGCUUCUCUUCUCCAACCAACUCACGGGUCACAUUCCAACUGAGUUCGGCUCGCUUACGAGUCUCCGAGUCAUGCGACUCGGUGACAAUGCACUAACAGGAACUAUCCCUGCGUCUCUCGGGAACCUAGUCAACCUAGUCAACCUUGGCUUGGCUUCAUGUGGAAUCACCGGGUCGAUCCCGAGUCAACUCGGUCAACUCAGUCUCUUGGAGAAUCUGAUUCUGCAGGACAACGAGUUGAUGGGUCCGAUUCCGACCGAGUUGGGGAACUGCUCAAGCCUCACCGUCUUCACUGCAGCCAGCAACAAACUCAACGGCUCAAUCCCGAGUGAACUGGGUCGACUCGGGAAUCUGCAGAUUCUUAACUUAGCCAACAACAGCUUAUCAUGGAAGAUUCCGAGUCAACUCAGUAAAAUGAGUCAACUCGUUUACAUGAACUUCAUGGGGAACCAGCUCGAGGGUGCUAUUCCACCGUCUCUGGCUCAACUGGGUAAUCUUCAAAAUCUGGACUUGUCAAUGAACAAGCUCAGUGGAGGAAUCCCAGAGGAGUUAGGCAACAUGGGCGACUUAGCUUACUUGGUUCUGUCUGGUAACAACCUUAAUUGUGUCAUACCAAGGACCAUAUGUUCCAAUGCAACAAGUUUGGAGCACUUGAUGUUGUCAGAAAGUGGACUUCAUGGUGAGAUUCCAGCUGAGUUGAGUCAGUGCCAGCAAUUGAAGCAACUUGAUUUGUCAAACAAUGCACUCAAUGGGUCCAUACCUCUUGAGCUUUAUGGGCUGCUCGGGUUAACUGACCUUUUGCUGAACAAUAACACUUUGGUUGGUUCCAUCUCUCCCUUCAUAGGUAACCUCAGUGGCUUGCAGACACUUGCUUUGUUUCACAACAAUUUGGAGGGUUCUCUGCCAAGAGAGAUUGGAAUGCUUGGUAAGUUGGAAAUUUUGUAUCUUUAUGAUAAUCAAUUGUCAGGGGCUAUUCCUAUGGAGAUUGGUAACUGUUCUAGCUUGCAAAUGGUUGAUUUCUUUGGGAACCAUUUCAGUGGGGAAAUUCCCAUCACUAUUGGAAGGCUGAAAGAGUUGAACUUCCUUCACCUCAGACAGAAUGAGCUUGUGGGUGAGAUUCCAUCCACCUUGGGUCAUUGUCAUAAGCUGAACAUUCUGGAUUUGGCUGACAAUCAGCUCUCAGGUGCAAUUCCUGAAACGUUUGAAUUCCUCGAGGCGUUGCAACAGCUCAUGCUCUACAACAAUUCUCUUGAAGGUAACCUCCCUCACCAACUGAUAAAUGUAGCAAACUUGACCAGAGUGAAUCUCUCAAAGAACAGAUUGAAUGGUAGUAUUGCUGCAUUGUGUAGCUCUCAAUCAUUUCUUUCUUUCGAUGUUACCGACAAUGAAUUUGACGGUGAAAUUCCUUCCCAAAUGGGGAACUCACCCUCCCUUCAGAGGCUGAGAUUGGGCAACAAUAAAUUCUCUGGUGAAAUUCCAAGGACAUUGGGAAAAAUCCUUGAGCUGUCGUUGUUAGACCUCUCUGGAAAUUCACUCACUGGACCAAUACCAGCUGAGCUUUCUUUGUGCAACAAACUGGCUUAUAUUGAUUUAAACAGUAAUCUUCUUUUUGGACAAAUACCAUCAUGGCUUGAAAAUUUGCCUCAGUUGGGAGAGCUGAAGCUUUCCUCCAAUAAUUUUUCUGGGCCUCUUCCAUUAGGCCUAUUCAAAUGUUCCAAAUUGCUAGUUCUCUCUCUAAAUGACAACUCUCUGAAUGGAAGUCUCCCAUCUAAUAUUGGUGAUCUUGCAUACCUUAAUGUCCUCAGACUUGACCACAACAAGUUUUCUGGACCAAUCCCUCCGGAGAUAGGUAAGUUGAGCAAGCUUUAUGAGCUCCGGCUCUCUAGAAAUAGCUUCCAUGGUGAGAUGCCGGCUGAGAUUGGAAAACUUCAAAAUCUCCAAAUCAUUUUAGACCUCAGUUACAAUAAUCUCUCAGGUCAAAUCCCACCUUCUGUUGGGACAAUGUCAAAGUUAGAAGCACUUGAUCUUUCCCACAAUCAACUCACUGGAGAAGUCCCUCCACAUGUUGGGGAAAUGAGCAGCUUGGGAAAGCUUGAUCUCUCUUACAACAACCUUCGAGGAAAAUUAGAUAAGCAGUUCUCGCGCUGGUCAGACGAGGCAUUUGAAGGAAACCUACAUCUUUGCGGAAGCCCUCUUGAGCGCUGCCGCCGUGAUGAUGCUUCUGGGAGUGCAGGCCUAAAUGAGUCAUCAGUAGCGAUAAUAUCUUCCCUUUCAACUUUAGCUGUAAUUGCUCUUUUGAUAGUUGCAGUGAGAAUCUUCUCCAAAAACAAGCAAGAAUUUUGCAGGAAAGGCAGUGAGGUGAAUUAUGUUUACUCUUCCUCUUCAUCACAAGCACAGAGAAGACCAUUGUUCCAACUAAAUGCUGCUGGAAAGAGGGAUUUCAGAUGGGAACACAUCAUGGAUGCCACGAACAAUCUUAGUGAUGACUUCAUGAUUGGUUCAGGAGGUUCAGGCAAAAUCUACAAAGCUGAAUUGGCCACUGGAGAGACGGUGGCUGUCAAGAAGAUUUCAUCGAAAGAUGAAUUUCUGUUGAACAAAAGCUUCUUAAGAGAAGUCAAGACCCUAGGGAGGAUUAGGCAUAGACAUCUGGUGAAGCUAAUAGGAUAUUGUACCAAUAGAAACAAAGAAGCAGGUUGGAAUCUGCUGAUAUAUGAGUACAUGGAGAAUGGGAGUGUAUGGGAUUGGCUUCAUGGGAAACCAGCCAAGGCAAGCAAAGUAAAGAGGAGAAUUGAUUGGGAGACAAGGUUCAAAAUUGCUGUGGGAUUAGCUCAAGGAGUGGAAUACCUCCAUCACGAUUGUGUCCCGAGGAUCAUUCAUAGGGACAUCAAAUCCAGCAAUGUAUUGCUAGAUUCCAAAAUGGAAGCACACUUGGGAGAUUUUGGACUGGCAAAAGCACUAACUGAGAAUUAUGACUCCAAUACUGAGUCCAAUUCUUGGUUUGCUGGCUCUUAUGGCUACAUAGCACCAGAGUAUGCAUACUCCCUACAGGCAACAGAAAAAAGUGAUGUUUACAGCAUGGGAAUAUUGCUUAUGGAACUUGUUAGUGGUAAAAUGCCAACAAGUGAAUUUUUUGGAGCUGAGAUGGACAUGGUGAGAUGGGUAGAGAUGCACAUGGAUAUGCAUGGCUCUGGACGUGAGGAGUUGAUAGAUUCUGAGCUGAAACCUCUUUUACCUGGCGAAGAGUUUGCUGCAUUCCAAGUGCUUGAGAUAGCCUUACAGUGCACGAAAACUACACCACUAGAGAGGCCAUCUUCAAGGAAAGCAUGUGAUCUUCUCCUCCAUGUAUUCAACAACAGGAUGGUGAAGUUUGAGAAGAUGAAUUUGGAUCAUUACAAAUGAAUUUGUUUUCAGAGGAUUGAAAUAAAUCCUUAGCAUUAUGGAAAAUCUAUGUCUACAAUACCUUCUUUUUCACAUUAUUUAGACCUUUGUGUAAAGAGACAUUGGCAUAGUUACUGCAAACUGACAGCCAAAUUGGUAACACGUAUUAUUAAUUUUCAAACAUUUAUGAGGAAAGCUCCUUGUUUAAUUCCUCAGUGGGGAUGCUGAUCAGCUCUUUAAGUUAUCAU
This is a messenger RNA of Glycine soja, 4791 nucleotides long. RefSeq names its product LRR receptor-like serine/threonine-protein kinase GSO1. Gene Ontology annotation, molecular function: protein kinase activity; ATP binding; protein binding. Gene Ontology annotation, cellular component: plasma membrane. The coding region runs from base 749 to 4564 and encodes 1271 amino acids. The record is from RefSeq and is a predicted model, not a curated record. The transcript has 2 exons. Gene Ontology annotation, biological process: protein phosphorylation; hormone-mediated signaling pathway. NCBI's taxonomy places the organism in Eukaryota, Viridiplantae, Streptophyta, Magnoliopsida, Fabales, Fabaceae.